AUAAGUACAACGCAAACCUUCAAAUAUCCCAAGGACACCAGCCUCUUCACUUAGCUUCUCCGAAAAAGGUCAAAAGUUUCAUGGGGUCGUGACUUCUCUUUCCAUCAAAUUGAAGAGCUCUCGAGCAUCGAUUCCAAUCGGGGGGCAUACACAAGAAGGGACAGUGUACCAACAACGUGACGCCAAUAGCAAUGGCCAGGACCACUUCCCUUGAAUUUUUCCCUUAGGACCAUGUCCUUUAAAACGGAUCUCUUUCGCGUGCCGUCACGUCUUUGACAUUGCACGAGACAAAACGACAUGUACGAGUGAGGUCACCUCCUUUGUCGAGGAGUUUUCCGACUCGGCUUGGAUACGACAACACGGGCAUCGUCGAAAGCGUACAACUAAAGUCUCGAGACGGCACGGUCGCAUGCGGCUUUCCUUCGACGGGGUGGAUACGCCAUACGGAGUGAUGUGGAAUUCACCCCGAGAUCCAUGUUCUUCGGUUGCUCUAGUUCUAUUCUGAAUUUAGACACUCGGGCCAAAUUUGGGAGUCUAUUAUGUCUUCCUUCUUCGUGGCAUGUAUAAUUAUUGCGGUUAAAAGUUCUGAAUCUUUUGUCAAGCAAGAUCGCACUUUCCCGGCUCUUGAAUUGAUCUCACAAAUCACGUUUCUCUCCGAAGCUUAUAUCCUGUCCACUCAACCUCCUAAGCUUUUGCGUCUUUGGCUCGCCCCCUAUCUUAUAACCACAGCAUAUUCGUAAUCGGAUAUACUUAUAAUUGCAGAUGUUUCGCAUAGCGCGUAUAAAUACAUAAUUUCGAAGAUAUUUCCCCUUAUUUUGAAAAUAAAAGGAGCCAUGCCAUAUAAGAUUACUGGGAUUUGAGGGUGCUAAGAGCACAUGAAAUCUAACUUCAAAUGGGAAGAAUUCGUGUUAGUAAUGCAUGGACAUUGCUGAUACAUCUCUCCUAGAUGCGGAAUCAUGAAUAUAAUUUGAGAGUGCGAACUGAGAAUUUCGGCCUAUGGGCCGUUUGGUCCGAAAGAUCCAAAUAGCCCCGCCCUCUAUCUCUCUCUCCGCGCGAAGCCUCACACGCAUUUUGUCAAACACUUGACAUGCAGCCAAUUCGCAACGGUGCGUAGCUUUCGUACGCUUCAAGCUCGCUUACCGUUCUCUCUCUCACGCUCUCUCUCUCUCAGAUUCCUAAUCCGUCGCUACGUCCCUCUCUUUCUCUCUCUCCAUCUACCCCCUCAUAAACCCCGCCAUUUGAUUCUAUGCUCAUUUAAAAACCGGACCUUUCUCUCUCUCGCUCUUUUUCUCUCUCGAUCAAGCUACACGCGAAUACCCUAAGCCAUGCACCCUCACUCCUACGCCCUCGAUUCGCUCUCCAGGUCCCAGGACCUCGCCGCCGCCGUCCUCUCCUCGUCGUCGCCCCCCCAGAUCCUCUCCGCCUGCGCCGCCGUCGACUCCUUCCUCCGCUCCCACUCCCACUCCCCCGACCAGUCCCGCCACUUCUUCUCCCUCGCCUUCCCUUCCCUCGUCUGCAAGCUCUUUGGCUUCGGCGACGACCCCGCUUCCUCUCCCAGGCACGGCUGGAUCGACACCGUCCUCGGCUCCAACGACCCCGAACUCGCCUCCCGGGUUUUCGGCCUCUUUGCCUCAAAUGGUGCCCUCAUGAGCUCGAUUUUCGCCGUCGAUCGGCUUGGGCUCGUGAAGUUCGUGUUCCCGGACGAGCGGUUGCCGGAGUGGGCGCGCUUCAUGCUCGCCAACGCCAAGGACGGCCGCGUGCUGGGUGAAUUGUGCUCUCUGUUUAGAGGUAGGAUCAAGGAGGGCUCGGCUACGGGCUCUUCGUGUCAAGUGCAACUGAAUGUGUUCGAGUAUUUCGUGUUCUGGUUCGCUUAUUAUCCUGUUUGUCGGGGGAACCGUGAGAAUUCCGAUCGUGUUUCGAUAAAGAAGAGUAGGAAGUUUAGGUUGGAGAACUGGACCGGUCCCAUUCGUUGUUUUUCAGGUGUGAAGCGCGGCAAUGAGCGGAACAACAAGUGUAAUCUAUAUUUGUGGUUGCUAUACGCGUAUUUACGUGCUUUUGUGCCAGUCAAUGAUGCAGACGCGCAUCAACCGUACCGUAGCUCGAUUUUGCAUUACCUAACGGAGUGUGAUGGAUCAGUGCUGGUGCAAGCUGAGUUCUUGGUUGACACUUUGAUACACUAUUGGCUGGUUGAUAACGAUAUCUCACCCGUACCUGCAAAUAUAUGCAAGUCGUUUGGUGUGUCAAUUCCAUUUCGUUCGGUGUUGGGAGAAACUCCGCCAACUCCAGGACUGGGGGAAGUGGUGAAGUUAUUUGUGAGGUAUUUGAAUUUGAGUGCUGUUAAGGGUACAGAAGGGAUUGAUAAUGUGGAGAAUAGUGGAGGUCCAAGUUGGAAAGUGUCGAGGUCCUUAGAUACCAUGAAGUUGAGGGAUAGUGUAAAUGGUUCUCAUUUGCUUUCGUGUGGAUCUUGGAAUUGGAAUUUGCGUAUUCAGAGGCCUCUGUAUCGGUAUAUAUUGCGUACAUUUUUGUUCUGUCCAGUGGAAGCCUCCAUCAAGAAUGCUUCACAAGUGUUCUCUGUUUGGGUUAGCUAUAUGGAACCUUGGUUCGUCAGCUCAAGCGAUUUCGCUGAGCUUGAUGCAAUUGUUGGUGGAUACGCGAAGAAUGAGAAAAAGGAGGAAUCUCUCAUUCAAGAGGGUGGAUAUUCAUCUCGCUGGCAAGGUUAUGUUUUGUCCAACUAUCUCUACUAUAGCUCGUUGGUUAUGCACUUUGCAGGCUUUGCUCAUAAAUUUCUUCACACCGAUCCUGAAGUGAUUGUACAGAUGGUACUGAAGGUUCUGUGUAUACUGACAUCGUCUAAGGAGUUGCUCAAUCUGAUAAAGAAUGUCGAUACCCUAUUUCAUAUGAAAGAAGCUGGUUUUGGCAAAUCAGCAUUGACUGACUUGUAUGGAUUCAUUCCAUCAAUCCGAGAACAGCUACAGGAUUGGGAGGAUGGCUUAUGCGAGAAUGAUGCUGAUGGAUCCUUCUUGCAUGAGAACUGGAACAAGGACCUGCGGCUCUUCAGUGCUGGUGAAGAUGGUGGACAACAGCUACUCCAGCUGUUUAUACUCCGAGCUGAAGCCGAGCUGCAGACCCUUUCUGGCGAUAACCUCGCACAAAACCUUCAACACAUAGAUUCUUUGAAGGCCCAACUUAGCAAGUUGUUUGGUGGUAACUUCUUUAAGCCUGUGUCAGUGACUCCCGAAGUGCAAGAGCAGCGGUCAUCUCGAGAUGGAAUAUUCAGGCCCAGAAGAGUGGUCCAUAAUGCAUUUGCUGAUAUCAGGUACAAAGGUGACUGGAUGAAACGUCCCGUGUCAGACAAUGAAAUUGCUUGGCUUGCGAAUGUGCUUGUCGGGUUGUCGGGCUGGCUGAACAAGGCUCUUCGGCUAAACUAUGUCGAAAGUGGUGAUGCUGCUGCUACAUGGCCGUUUGUCGAGGUGUCGGGUGACAUUGCAGAUGUGUGCGGACCUGUGAAUACGAUGAAAGUACUACUGUGUGCAGCCGGCUCUUGGCUUCUGAUGUUGGGUGGGGAAGUGGUGGGGUUGAUGAGAAAGCAUGGCGUGAGGGUGAAUCUGAGAAUAUUAGCGUCAAAGAAGAUUGUGAUGGUCUUCAUCGUCUAUGGUUUGUUCGUUCUGUUGAAGAAAGUUGUCGGGGUAUAGCGAAGUCGAUAAUGAAUACACAUACUUCAUAUGGAAAAGCGGAGAGUAGAAGCGUGCAAGAUGUAGAUAGAUAGCAACCCAGAGUUUUGUUUCUCUUUUCUUGAUUUGGUCUUUACGAGUUUGGAGUGAUGCUGCUUUUGGUAACCUUCUUGUAAUUAAGUGAGAAAUGCGCAGCGUGAGAUUACUCAACUUCCCGGCUCAUCGAACGUCUUUUUU
This is a messenger RNA of Rhodamnia argentea, 3908 nucleotides long. RefSeq lists its product as uncharacterized. The transcript has 4 exons. The record is from RefSeq and is a predicted model, not a curated record. NCBI's taxonomy places the organism in Eukaryota, Viridiplantae, Streptophyta, Magnoliopsida, Myrtales, Myrtaceae. The coding region runs from base 1326 to 3692 and encodes 788 amino acids.